Messenger RNA from Pseudo-nitzschia multistriata, 1688 nucleotides. Lineage: Eukaryota; Bacillariophyta; Bacillariophyceae; Bacillariales; Bacillariaceae. The record is from the annotation of a GenBank genome assembly.
AAAUGAAUCCAUUUGUGGCUGUUGUUCACGCAACUCGAAACAACUCCAGCAAGUCACGGUGAAAGCCUGUUCGUGAAGAGAGUACCGUGCCUGCUCACAUCACCGAAACAGCCUUGUGCCGUACGGUAUGGUACGAGAACUGAUUACAGGAAAGAUUGUCCGCAGUAUUCCAUGCCUCAUUGCUACUGGCAGAAGGCUUCCGUCGAAUUGCUMGUCGUUUUCGCAGCGGUGUCGGUGACGCUCUUCCCCCUGUUCCUCCCAUCGGCUUCGGCGGCAUUUCUUCGGCCGCAAACAGGAGCAUCSGCGGCAUCCGCGUCGACCGAGGGGAAACCGCACCGCAUGCAACUAUUCCGGCAGGCGAUCCACCGCAGCCUUCCUAGAAACGCGUUUUCGUCCUUUGCCGAUCCCCGCCAACACGGUAGGUUAUACUUUGCAAACAGCAACGGCAACAGCAACAACUAUUUCCUUUCCGGCCAAUACAAGGUAGACACCGCAACAAAUAUCAGCGGACGAACCAUGGCCGUUGCCACGAGAAAACGAAAGGCUACGCGUGCGGCAACAGCGACCGCCGCAGCCAGCAGCACACGGAGCGGCACCAAGAUAAAAGCCGAGGUCGAUAACGAACAGGGCACCGAGAGAACAACCAGCAYYACAAACGACCAAAAAAACAGCAACAACAAAUAUAAGUUGCUGAUGAUUCUGUCCCCCGCCAAGACCCUGAACCUGAAAGACGACGUUCCGGAUGGCAUUGGGCUCACGAAACCCCUCGACGGUCUCAAGUCCAGGCGCACAGAGGUGGUUGCCGCCAUGAAGAGCCACGCAUCCUCGGCCUCGAAGCUCGGUGCGCUCCUCAAGACGAGCCAAAAAAUCACCUCUGCGGCACAAGGGUAUUGGCAGCAAAUKUCGGGGGACGCUUCCGGCGGGACCACCACAAAACCGAGCAUUUUUCUCUUCAACGGCGCGGCGUACAGCGGCCUGGACAUUGGCACCAUGGCCACCAAAGCGAAUCUCGAAUAUUUGCAGGGUCACCUCCGGAUAGUCGAUCCUCUCUAUGGCUGGCUCCGCCCCAUGGACGAGGUCGAGGCCUACCGUCUCGAAAUGGCCACCAAGGGUGUCUUUGCCAAAAGCAAAACCAAAGGCAUCGAUCCAAAGGUCAAGCUGGAAGACUAUUGGAAGGCACCCAUUCGGUCCUGCAUCGAGGAGGAAGAGCGAGGCCAGGCCGAUGCAAACGCAACAACGAAUCCCGCCGUGAUCAUUGUCAACCUAGCCAGCGAYGAGUACUCGGCGGCCGUCGAUGUCCCAGCGGGUCGCAUCGUYAAGGUAGUCUUCAAGCACGGGGGCCGGACGAUUGCCGUCCAUGCCAAGCGGGCCCGGGGGCUGAUGGUCCGGUUCAUGGCCAUGAACGCYGUAGAGUCCCUCGACGAGCUCCUUGGUUUUGAUCUGGAGGGAUACACCUUCCGUCCGGGCGAAUCGACCUACAAWAAGGGGGACCACGAGAAUUUCUCGAAUUUGGCGGCGCUGGGGUCCCGGCAACCGAAGCAAGAGAAAGAAGAAUCUGCUUCUCUUGCGAAGAAACAAAAAACGAAAAAGGCGAGAGAACAACCGUUGACAUUGGUCUUUGAUCGUCCCGGGACGUGGAAGAGAUCGUAAAAAGUACUGUAGAAGUUUAAUAUAGAGAACCUGUCGAG